GACCGCCUCGCGACUCGGGCCGCCGCGCGCGCACACACGCGCACACACACACAUCCACACACAUCGGCCCAGCUCCCGAGGGCACCAGCGCGGCCCCGGGAAGCGCGAGGAGCCGGCGAGCGCGCGGCCUGCCGUUGGCCGCCUGGUCCGCCGCGCUCGGCGCCCACCCGCCCUGGAGGUGGGGUCCUUGCCUCCGGGAAGAUGGUGUCCUGGAUGAUCUCCCGAGCCGUGGUGUUGGUGUUUGGAAUGCUGUAUCCUGCAUAUUAUUCAUACAAAGCUGUGAAAUCAAAAAAUGUGAAGGAAUAUGUUCGAUGGAUGAUGUACUGGAUUGUUUUUGCUCUAUACACUGUGAUUGAAACAGUAGCAGAUCAGACAGUUGCUUGGUUCCCCCUGUACUAUGAACUUAAGAUUGCUUUUGUCAUAUGGCUGCUCUCUCCCUAUACCAAAGGAGCAAGUUUAAUAUAUAGAAAAUUCCUUCAUCCACUUCUUUCUUCAAAGGAAAGGGAGAUUGAUGAUUAUAUUGUACAAGCAAAGGAACGAGGCUAUGAGACGAUGGUAAACUUUGGACGGCAAGGUUUAAACUUGGCAGCUACUGCUGCAGUUACUGCAGCAGUGAAGAGCCAAGGAGCGAUCACCGAACGACUGCGGAGUUUCAGCAUGCACGACCUGACCGCCAUCCCAGGGGAGGAGCACGUGAGGCAGAGACCAUUCCAGCCUCCACCAGAAACAAAAAAGAGAAGUAAAGCAGCCUCCAGUGAGUCGGCAGGUUAUGGAAUUCCACUGAAAGACGGAGAUGAGAAAACAGAUGAAGAAGCGGAUGGGCCCUUUUCAGAUGAUGAGAUGUUAACACACAAAGGGCUUCGAAGAUCACAAAGCAUGAAAUCUGUGAAAACCAUGAAAGUCCGCAAAGAGGUGCGGUAUGGGUCACUAAAAUAUAAAGUGAAGAAGAGACCACAGGUGUAUUUUUAGUCAUGUGCGCUUCAAGUAUCCCAAGACAAAUUAUGCUAAUGCAUCAACUUUUUUCCCUAACAUUAUGUUCAGGAUUUACACAUUAAAGUAAUCCUUUAGAUUGUGGCGGUGGUAGGGUUUACUUUUGUUAAUUUAAAUAAUUUUUAUUUCUUUAACAAUUACCUUCAAAUGUUGACUACUAAAGGUAGUUAUGAAAUAUAUAUAUCAGAAAGCAUAGAAAAUUGUGUUAAUCUGUUUUCAAAUUCAUCAACAACAUCAAGUGCCUGGGAUAUAAGAGGAAACACAAACCCAGUACACUUGAAAAGAGUCAUUUUAUGGUUCAGGAUCCAUCGGCCUUUGUGGUAUUGUAUUGUUUACCUCCAUUUAUGUUAUAGCUAUCACAUGAGGAUAGUCAUUAAAUAGGCCUCUGAUCCAGCAGUGAUAGCACAAGGGCAUAAUGUGAGAUAAAGUAUGUUUUAUAUAUUCUUUACAAUUUUUACUUUUUUAAAACACUUUAUAGUUUUUCCACCAUCAACUGAAAGUUUUCAAAAACAAAUAUUUGAAAACCAGGUAUCCACAUAGCACUUUUAUUCCUGACUAGUUUUGCACACUUGAAAAUUGUUUACUUUUUUUAUGACUGUACAUUUUAAGUUUUACUGACACUAUUACUUGUUGGAUUCUGUUAUGUCAAAUUUAUGCCUUAAAUGAUGUCAUCUUUUUUCCUGUGGGUUUCAUUUGUUAAAUUUGCUUGAUUUUAUUAGUAGAAAACUAUAACUAAUUGUUCUUAUCUCAUUUACAGAUAAGAAAUUAUCUUAAUUAUUAGUUUUCUGUUUUUAGCUGUACAUUGUAGUUGAACUCAGCAUGUUUUUUUAUUAACACUGGUUACAUUCUCAGAUUUUAAAAGUAGUAACUUUUAUGAAAUAGAGUCAGAGACCAGUAUAGCACUUAGGUUUCUUCUAACUAAUGAAAAUAUCUAGCCAAUCCAUUCACAAUCUUGGCACUUCUAUGUGCUUCUGAUUAAUAAAUCUGGCAUUAUCUAGAAUCACUUGAAUCACUUCUUUUCUGGCUGAUAUAGUUUCCUGAAGAUAGUUGCCAAUGCAAAAUAUAGAUGUCAUUAAUCUCGUGUAUUAGAAUAGAUAUUAGAAAAUAUCAUUUUUUUAAUCCAAGCUAUUUUUGAGUUACUGGACUGUGAGGCAUUUUUAGCUUGCAUUCAUAGCUAUGCAUUAUGAACUCUAAGUCAGUAUAUUUCUGGUGAUGGUUUUAGUGAUCAGUAAUGAAAUUUGUACAAUUAUACUUGUUCAGGUAAUUUACUUGACGAUUCUACUUGUUUGUCCAAAAGAAAAAAACAAAGAGAUUUGUAAGAUCUUUGACUUUUCUACCUUUUAAGAAAUGAAGCCAGCUGGACAGUGUAUAUUCAGGACCUCCUCAGAGUGUUGGCAGAGAACGGAAUGUUUACUCAGGAGUACCUUAGUAUAAUUCAGACACUUCUCUUGAUACAAGUCUUAAAAUAUUUUCUAGCCCACUGGUGUGGCUCAGUGGUUGAGUGUUGACCCAUGAACUAGGAGGUCAUCAUUGAUGUUUCUAUCUCUCUCUUUCCCUCUCCCUUCCUCUCUCUGAAAUCAAUAAAAACAUGUUUUUAAAAAUAUAUAUUAAAAUAUGCAUUUUUUCUAGAUUAUCUCACUUUCUUGAUACAUAACACCAAGUAAAAAUUCAUUCAACGUCUUUUCUCCUAAAGUUUAUUUCUAUGAGUAUUUUCAUCUACUUUACCUUGACUAAUUUUUUGCCUCUUAGUUUCUGGAAAAACUUUAAUUUGUGUUCAAAAUUCCUAUGAAUUCUGAUGAAAACUCUUGAAAGAGAGUUGUAUUUAUAUUUGCAGAGUCCUAGACUUAUCAAUAUAAAUGCUACACCUUGCUUUCAUGUGCAAAGGUAGUGUCAUCUCAAAUUAUCUGACAAGGUCAUGUAAAGGACACUGUAUCAAAAAUAUUAUUUAUUGGGGCUGAUUUGUACCCUUUUAUCAUUUUCAAAUAUAAUUUCACUAUUUUACCUAUUCUUUAAUCAUGGUAAAUUCAUACUUUUCUAAACUGGAGGAAUUAUGUAUCCCUUUACUCUUCUAGAAUCAAAACGUUUAAUCAAAGACAACACCAGUUUCAAAGAGGUAAUGUAAGUCCUUCUGUUUAAUUGUCUCUCUUCACACUUACAAUGCUUCCUCUGGUGUAUUUCUACUGUACUGGUACGUCCUUAUAUACAGUGAUGUAAUUUUGCUGUCCUGUCAUUUCCUUCCUCUCCUUUUCUUAAAUUUUGCUUCUUUUCACCUUUUUUUUUUUUUAAGAGAGUAGAAGGGUGAGAGGAGGAGAGAGAGAACAAAACAUCAAUUUGAGAGAGACACAUGGAUUGGUUGCCUCCCGCACACAAAGGAACAAACCUACAACCCAGGUACAUAUGCCCUUGGUCGGGAAUCAAACCCUCCACCUUUCUGUGCUUGGGCCAACACUCUACCGCUGAGCCACACCGGCCAGGGCGCUUCUUUUCUCUUACGUGUUUUAGCAUGCCCUUUCCUUUAAACCUUGUAUAAUAAGCUUCUACAUUUUAGUUUCUUUCAAGGUUGAGCAGGACACUUUUGUUUCUCUGCUUUUAAGUCCACUGCUUUUAGAAGAGGUAAAUUUAUCCCUGGACCACAGUGCCCUGCUUCCCCACCACUACCACCUGGUGUGAAUGGGCAUCACAUGCUGCACAAGCCUAUUUAGGGCACUAUUUUGGUAGCUGUUAACGUUUAUCCAGAAAUUGUAGCCAUUUUAUCAUAUAUGCAUUCAACUUGUUCAUUAAUAUUAACUAUUUCCAGAGUUUGUUUGGAAGUAAGAAUUGAUCUGUUCUUUAGUUUAUUGUAUUUUUUCUGGUAUAAAAAAUGAGCCAGAAAUAAGCCUACUUGCUAAGUAAUUAUAUAAACCUGCCUAUAACCUGCAUAAGAUUUUCUCCACACACUUCACUAUAUGUAUGUGGAUUUGGCUAGAAAAUGAUACUGCCAGCAUUACUAAUUAUGAAUACUUGACUACACAGAUUGAUGGAACAAAAUUAUUAAAGUGUUUUCAGGGAACUUAAUCCAUAUGUCACCACCAAAGAUUUCUACAGUGUUAUAAAGGAUGUAAAUAUUCUAAAUUUCUGUAAGACAGUGGUUAGACAAAUACACUUUUCUUCCUUUUGUUUUCUUUUGAAAUAACAGUUUAUGCUUCUGGAAUGCUUGAACUUUUGUGUUAUUCAAAAUAAUACAAUACCAUCUUACCUUUAAUAUCAACAAUCUGUGUGUUUAAUUGUAAUAGACUAAAUUUUUAUUUUGAUUUUAUCAGGAGAAUUAAGGAGUCAAUAUGUAUUAGAAAGCAAUUUCCUGUUUUCUCUCAUAUGGGCUGAUUGACUUGCAAGCUAAGUAAUUAGUUAAUUAGUAAUUAAUAAGUAAUUAGUAAUUCACUACUACUAAUUUAAGCUAGUAGUAAAAUUCGGGAAGAUCAUUGUUAGUAUGGUACACAGUGUACAUUUCUUAAUAAAUAUCAUUUAAGAGUAAAGUUUUCUGAAAGGGAAAGACAUUUUUUCUCUAAAUGUUUUUUAAGAUAUAACCUUCUAAGCUAAGGUAUCCUACAGAUUUAAUGUGUAAGAAUUCUUUAAAUGUUUACCAUUGGAUUAACAUUUUUUUUCUUCUAAAACCUUUUAAAUCUAUGUACUUUAAUAGUUAAGAGAAAGUAGUUUUGCAAACUCUUUGUAAAGGCUACCUUUUAGGCCUAAUAUAGGGGUAAUUUUACAAAUGUGGUUUUUGAAAACUGUAAUAUAAAAUAAACUCAUUUUAUUAGUGAC
This is a messenger RNA of Eptesicus fuscus (big brown bat), 4788 nucleotides long. RefSeq names its product receptor accessory protein 3 (gene REEP3). Gene Ontology annotation, cellular component: endoplasmic reticulum tubular network; endoplasmic reticulum membrane; cytoplasmic microtubule. Gene Ontology annotation, molecular function: microtubule binding. Bases 202 to 969 code for a protein of 255 amino acids. Lineage: Eukaryota; Metazoa; Chordata; Mammalia; Chiroptera; Vespertilionidae. The transcript has 8 exons. The record is from RefSeq and is a predicted model, not a curated record. Gene Ontology annotation, biological process: endoplasmic reticulum tubular network organization.